Molecule: messenger RNA, 1404 nt
Organism: Hibiscus syriacus
Lineage: Eukaryota; Viridiplantae; Streptophyta; Magnoliopsida; Malvales; Malvaceae
Product: cytochrome P450 CYP736A12-like
Exons: 4
Coding region: 1-1356 (451 amino acids)
Molecular function (GO): heme binding; iron ion binding; oxidoreductase activity, acting on paired donors, with incorporation or reduction of molecular oxygen
Source: RefSeq, a predicted model, not a curated record
AUGGCGACCUAUGUUGGUUCGUCUGGAUGCUGCCACGUCGUAGGUCCCUCGGAUGGCAUGGAAACCUUCCACACCAAAGUCGUCCCCGAAGCAGCUGAAUUACUCCUCAAGGUCCAUGACGUCGUUUUUGCUGGCAGGCCGAAACUCCAAUCCUCGGAUUACUUGACAUGCGGCGCCAAGGGCUUGGCUUUUGCCCAGUAUGGUUCCUAUUGGCGAACGGUACGAAAAUGGUGUAUAUUGCAUCUACUUAGUGCUUCGAAAGUCGAAUGCUUCGCCCCCGUCAGGAAGGCGGCAAUGGUGUCAUUAGUAGAAUCGGUGAGGAAGACGGCGACGGAGGCUAAAACGUUGAACAUUAGUCAGCAGGUAGGUAAGGCUGUUGAAGUGAUCAUGUCAAGAGUUAUUUUUGGCCCGUGUAUGGAUGACGAAAUCGAAUUUAAGCCACUAAUUGAAGAGGCCCUGUACUUGGGUGGGGUUUUCAACAUGUCAGACUACGUGCCUUUUCUUGCUCGACUUGAUCUUCAGGGACUAAAAAGAAGGCUCAAGAGGACGACUAAUGGCCUUCACGCAAUUUUUGACAAACUAAUCGAUAAACAUGAACAAGGAUCGACAAACACUGAGGAGCAAAAAUCUUAUACAGAUUUCUUUCAUGUGAUGAUUUCGUUGUUGAACAAACAGAUGAACCCUACCGACAAGGAGCAAUAUAUCAUCGGUAGAGAAAACAUCAAGGCUAUACUGGCGGACAUGGUGGCAGCUUCGUUCGACACCACAACUACAGCCAUCGAGUGGACACUUUCGGAACUUUUAAGGCACCCUAGAGUGAUGACUGGUCUCCAGCAAGAGUUGGAAACCGUUGUCAGAAGGAAUCGAAUGGUCGAAGAGUCGGAUAUACCGAAACUUACUUACUUGGGUAUGGUCGUCAAAGAGAGUUUCAGGUUGCAUCCGGUGGCACCCUUAUUAGUUCCACACGAGUCGACGGAAGAUAUCACCGUUAAUGGAUAUUUCAUACCCAAAAAGUCGCGAAUCCUGGUGAAUACUUGGUCCAUGGGACGAGACCCCAAAGUGUGGUCGGACAAUGCAGGAGAGUUCUUUCCAGAAAGAUUCGAGGAUAGCAGCAUAGACCUUAGAGGACAUGAUUUCCAACUCAUCCCUUUCGGAGCUGGUCGAAGAGGAUGCCCUGGAAUGAAAUUAGGGCUAACCACCAUGCGUUUAUUUAUAGCUCAAUUAGUCCAUUGCUUUGAUUGGGAGUUGCCCGAUGCUAUGUUGCCUAAUCAACUCGACAUGACCGAGAAGUUUGGUCUCUCAUUGCCCAGGGCUAAGCAUUUGUUUGCAAAGCCAACCUAUCGUUUAGUUGGUUAAAAUGUUUUUCAUGUUUUUAAUGGUGCAAUGUCUGUUUUUGCAGUACAU